AGGCAGGCUCGGUGCGCCCCUCCCCCGGCGGUGGAUGUGGCUGCCGAGGCGGUGGGCAUGGAGCUCAGCGCUGCCCGUCGAGUGUCCCUCCGUGCCAGGCCGGACGGCCGUUCGGCGCCUCCCUCUUAUCUGGCGCCCGUCGGGCAGCUGAAGCUCUCCAUCACCACCACCACCACGCAAGGCAAGAAAGACCUGAUCCUGUAUGUCAUGGAAGCCAAAGGCCUGAGGGGGAAGGAGUGCCAGCUUUGUGACUCCUUUGUCAAGGUAUCUCUUGUGCCAGAGACGAAUCGAAAGUGCAGUCACAGGACCAAGACUGUUCCGGACAGCCAAAGCCCCGUCUUCCAUGAGUGUUUUCUCUUCACUGUGCAAGAAGAAGAUGAGCAAAAACGUCUGCUGGUCACGGUUUGGAACCAACCAAGGAAUUCCAGGCAGAGCGAACUCAUUGGCUGCAUGAGCUUUGGUGUGAAGACUCUGCUGAGCCCAGACAAGGAGAUCUGCGGCUGGUACUACCUGUUGGGGGAAGACUUGGGCAGGACAAAGCACCUGAAAGUGGCCACACAGCGGCUGAAGCAGAGCAAAGAGCGGACGUUAGCCAAGGCAGCUGCGUUACUGGUCAGGCAGCAAGAGGGGAACGUGGAGCAUCUCAAGAUCACAAUCCCACGUGGCAAGAAUGGGUUUGGAUUUACCAUCUGCUGUGACUCCCCUGUCCGGGUUCAAGCAGUGGACUCUGGAGGCCCAGCAGAGAAGGCCGGAUUGCAACAACUGGAUGCUGUCCUUCAGCUCAAUGAGCAGCCUGUCGAACACUGGAAAUGUGUGGAGCUGGCACAUGAAAUCCGGAACUGUCCCCGAGAGAUCAUCCUGCUGGUCUGGCGCAUCGUCCCUCGGGUCAAACCUGGCCUAGAAGGUGUCACCCACCGCUCCUCCUGCAAAUCGACAUAUGACUUCCAGUCACCACCCAACAAACGAGAGAAGAACGGCGCGCUGCGGCCCCACCCCCCUGAACAUCGCCAAAGCUGCCACGUUGUCUACAGUGGGAAUGAUGGCCUGGUGCUCAAUGGCUGGGAGCGCUACACAGAACUUGGGAAGGUCCCCCCUCAGCAACACACCAUGCCCCCCCUCUCCAGAUCCCCUUCUGCAGGGGGUGGCGACAAGAACUACAUCAUCCUGGCACCACUCAGUCCAGGAGGCCAGCUUCUGAGGCCAAUCUACCCAGACGGCAAAACCCCCAGAGGCAAUGCAUGCAAAAGUGGAUCCCAUGGCAAGAAAUCCCGACUAAUGAAGACUGUGCAGACCAUAAAAAGCAGCACCACCACCACCAACCCCCAGAGCUGCAUGAGGACUCCCAUCCCUCACUCCAGUUACGGCACCUACGUGACACUGGCCCCCAAGGUGCUGGUCUUCCCCAUCUUUGUGCAGCCCCUGGACCUUUGCAAUCCUGCUCGGAUGCUGCUGUUGUCAGAAGAGCUGCUCCUUCAUGAGAUCCGAAACAAACCUACAAAGGUGACUCUCUUCAUCUACUCAGACUUGCUGCUGUUCACCAAGGAAGACGAACCGAGGCGGUGCAACGUCCUUCGGAACCCCCUUUACCUGCAGGAUGUCAGGGUGCAAGAAGGUUGCUCUGAGGAUCUAAAAUUCUGCAUCCUGUACCUGGCUGAGAAGCUGGAGUGCCUGCUCAGCUUAGAGGCUCACUCCCAUGAGCAAAAGAAGAGGAUCUGCUGGAGCUUGGCCGACAGCAUCUCAAAGCAGCAGCCAACAACGCCCACAGCUCCUCCUGCCGAGAGCAAGAUGUUUGAGGCAGAGGCUGCGAAUCCAGGGGCAAUGCCCUCCGCAGGGGAGGACGGGAUGAGCUGCCUCGCCCACCCUGCAGGGGAGGACUCUGCAGAGGAGUUAUUGCCGGAGAACACCCUGACAAAAGCGGAGAAGGGGGGCAGCCCUGUGCAGCGCAGGGAGGGGGAAGAGCCUCACAGUGGCCCCCCAGCAUUCACAAUCCCCAGGUUGCAGCUGGACAGCACCUUUAACCAGGUGGAUAUAGCAGGCAUGGCCACCUUUAGCCUCGAUGGCCCAGCAGACCUGGGGGAGGAGGAGGAGGAGGACGAGGAGGAGGAGGAGGAAGAGGAGGAGGAGGAAGAAAGCCAUGAGGCCUGCCUGAGCCGAGGGGAGGGGAAGCGCAGCAGCAUGUUCGAAGCUCCGGCUUGUGAGCAGCCGCCUGGCAGCCUGAGUCUGCAGAGCUCCCUGCAUCGCCGCCGCACACACAGCGAAGGCAGCCUCCUCCAGGAGCCUCGCAGCAGCCACUGCUUCGCCUCCGAUACCAGCCUGAACUACGCAGAGGCGCAGGGUCCAGCCAGCAGCUGGACGCUGCCGUCCCCCAAGACCCUCAAGAAACAGCUGGCCAAGAACGGGGGCUCCAUCCACCAACUCACCCUGCUGUUUGUUGGGAACCGGAAGCAGCAGCAGCAGCACAUGCUGGACCCCGACUGCGCCUGUGAGCGAGGAGCUGCCCGCAAAAAGACAAACAAGAACCUGGCCAAAGACGUGAAGAACCGGCUGGGGCUCUUUCGACGGCGGAACGAGGCCCCCGGAGGCCACCCCGGAAGCAAGGCCAACAGAGGGCUGAAAUUGCUCAGGCCAACUCCUGAAGAAGCCCUCAAGUGGGGAGAGUCCCUGGAAAAGUUGCUUCAACAUAAACAUGGGCUGGCUUCCUUCCGUGCCUUCCUGCACACCGAAUUCAAUGAGGAGAACCUGGAGUUUUGGCUGGCAUGUGAGGACUACAAGAAGAUAAAGUCCCAGUCCAAGAUGGUUUCCAAAGCCAAGAAGAUCUUUGCAGAAUACGUUACUGUCCAGUCCUGCAAAGAAGUCAACCUAGACUCCUACACGCGGGAACUCACCAAAGAGAAUGUGCAGAAGGUCACCAGGGGCUGCUUUGACCUGGCCCAGAGGCGGAUCUACGGGCUGAUGGAGAAGGACCCCUACCCCCGCUUCCUGCGCUCAGAGUUGUACUUGGACCUUGUUAACCAGAAGAAACCCAGCCCUCCUCAGCCGUAGAGGCUCCCAGGCUGGCCAGCUUCUCUUGGAAGACCCUUUUGGGAGGUGGAUGUUUACAUGGGAUGGACAGCCUUUUUGGUAGGAUGCCAGCCUGCACAAGAAGCCAUAACUGCCCUCCGGAAGGGGCUCGGGGUUGGACAACCCAGCAGUCUGGCACUGUUCCAUCCCAGAAACCUGCGUUGUCUCUCUGGUACGACACUGUCCUAGCAACCAGGGGCUAAGGGUUGGGGAUCCUGCCAAACCACUGUGAAAUUCAGAGCUGCCUUCCCUCCCCUGCCCCCCUACCCAUUCUGGGGGUGCAGAUACCAUGGGAUCCCUUUCUCAGCACAGACCAGGAUUUGGCACCAAGAAGGCUUUAAGGGCACGCAGGCAAAUGGAGCCCCUCCUUCCAAAGAUAUGCUAACAAAAGACUCCAUUUCUGGGAAUAAUUAGCCCUUGGGCGUCUCUUGACAAAAGCUGUUCCUCUUUUUCUCUCUUGUUCUUCUCGCUAAUGAUGCUGAUCUGUUCAAACUGCUUUUCUUUGCCCAUCUGAUUGUCGUCUGUCUCUCUAGGUUUAUUUAUUGAAAUCUCGCUGGAUACUCAGCAGGUUGCAUCUGUGAGAGCUACUCAACUUCUGACUGAGUUUUUUCUCUUUAAUUUAAGUGCAAUGUUGUUGUUGUUCAUGUGCCUCUUUGCCCUGUCCCCACCCCCCUCCAGAACUUUGCCUUGGAGUGAAUGAGGAUAAGUUCUGAGUGCGAGGUGCAUCUCUUGUUGUUGUGAUGUCUGUUCUCUUCCUACCUAGCCAUGUUCUACCCCAGCAGCAGGCAGCUGGGUGGUUUGUAAAAAGGAGAUUUAUAAUGGUAUAUUGUUGCCACAGUGGUAAACUUAAUAAGGCCGUAUAAAUCUGAUGCCUCUCUGUGCUGCACAGGGGAGAGGAGAGAGAGUGUGCGUGUGCGUGCGCUGGCUUGUUCAUGUUUUGCUCCAGACCGGGCUCCUCUUUUGAGAAAUCUGGUGGACAGUUGUUGGCCAAGUGCCCAGUUUACAAUUCAAACCCAUCUCUGCAGUUAGUUUUUUAAAAACUUUUUUUAAUGUCAUGGCUAUUUAGGAUAAAUAAAGAGACAAUAGAACUUC
Rhineura floridana is the source of this 4152-nucleotide messenger RNA. RefSeq names its product regulator of G protein signaling 3 (gene RGS3). Gene Ontology annotation, cellular component: nucleus; plasma membrane. NCBI's taxonomy places the organism in Eukaryota, Metazoa, Chordata, Lepidosauria, Squamata, Rhineuridae. The transcript is spliced from 23 exons. Bases 58 to 3042 code for a protein of 994 amino acids. The record is from RefSeq and is a predicted model, not a curated record. Gene Ontology annotation, molecular function: protein binding. Gene Ontology annotation, biological process: signal transduction.